AUGACAAAGAAGCGUGUGUUGGUUUGCUGGGGUGUCGACGUCGACGCAGUCGCGGGAUGGUUAGGCUCCUAUGGAGGCGAGAACUCAACAAGCGACAUCAGCAGAGGCAAGUUGGGGCCUGAAGAGCCCACCUUUUCGGAGAGAAUCUUUGCCGCCACUGUUGGAACGCAGCGUAUGCUGAAGAUGUUUAGCAAAUAUGACAUCAAAGCGACGUGGUUCAUUCCAGGUCACACUCUCGAGUCGUUCCCAAACGAGAUGGCGGAGGUGCGAGACGCUGGCCAUGAGAUCGGCCUGCACGGUUAUUCUCACGAAAACCCGGCAGAUAUGACGUUAGAACAACAACGGGCUGUCCUCGACAAGAGUUACAAGCUUCUCACUAAGUUUUGCGGUAAACCGCCCAAAGGAAGCGUCGCUCCUUGGUGGGAGGCCAGCGCUGAGGGAGCGCAGCUACUUCUGGAUUACGGAAUUGAAUAUGACCACAGCCUGAGCCACCAUGACUGUCAGGCUUAUUAUCUUCGGACUGGCGAUUCGUGGACAAAAAUUGACUAUAGCAAAAACCCUGAAGAAUGGAUGAAACCGCUCGUCAACGGUAGGGAAACGGGACUUGUCGAGAUUCCUGCCAACUGGUAUAUCGACGACCUGCCGCCGAUGAUGUUCGUCAAAUCGGCGCCCAACAGCCAUGGCUAUGUGAACCCGAGGGAUGUCGAGGACAUUUGGAGAGAUACUUUCGACUACUGUUACCGAGAGUAUAAUGAGUUCAUAUUCCCGAUUACUUGCCACCCCGAUGUGUCGGGCCGUCCACAGGUCAUUUUGAUGCACGAACGGCUUAUUGAGCACUUCUUGAAACACGAGGGGGUUGAAUUUGUCACGAUGGGAUACAUCUGUGAUGAUUUCAAGAGACGAAAUCCUCCGAUGGAUGGCGCUACAAUGCCUGCUACAACACCCAGUAUCCUGCCCAGCGGAUAG
This is a messenger RNA of Trichoderma reesei QM6a, 966 nucleotides long. RefSeq names its product carbohydrate esterase family 4. Bases 1 to 966 code for a protein of 321 amino acids. The transcript is spliced from 3 exons. NCBI's taxonomy places the organism in Eukaryota, Fungi, Ascomycota, Sordariomycetes, Hypocreales, Hypocreaceae. Gene Ontology annotation, molecular function: hydrolase activity, acting on carbon-nitrogen (but not peptide) bonds. The record is from RefSeq and is a predicted model, not a curated record. Gene Ontology annotation, biological process: carbohydrate metabolic process.